Molecule: messenger RNA, 1101 nt
Organism: Styela clava
Lineage: Eukaryota; Metazoa; Chordata; Ascidiacea; Stolidobranchia; Styelidae
Source: RefSeq, a predicted model, not a curated record
AUGAAAUUGCUUUUCAGUUAUAUAUUAACAUUGAUAGUGUCUUCAUUCGUUGCAAUACUGUUUGUAUGGACUUACUGGGAAGCUCAGAAAUCAGUUAUCUCUAGAAACAUUCAAGAUAUUGGACACGUAAAAUCAAAAUUUGAAAAUGUACCUAUUGGAAAAGAAAUUCUGCUGUAUCCCACGUCUGGAAAUACCACCAAACAAGUUACUAGUACUGCACCUACUAUAAGGACCACCGCUACCGCGAGGUCAAAACCUGUUAGGAUUGAGAAGAUUAUCAAAGGGAUUCCGAAAAAAGAAAAACCAUAUCGAGAACUUUUGAAAUCUAAAACUGUUUUUUACAAUCGAGUAGGAAAGUGUGGAAGCAGGUCUCUACUUCACCUAGUUCGUGUUUUAGGAAACAUGAAAGGAUUUGAGGUAUUCAACUCAAAGGACGUUACUAACGACCAUCCAAAUUUGACCGAAGUCGAAAAAGAAAUGAGAAAAAUUUCCAGAUUUAAUAAAAAACCGACUAUAUAUGAUCGACACAUACAUUUUCUUGAUUUCAAAGCAUUUGGGCUUGAGGAACCUAUCUAUAUAAAUAUGAUACGAGAUCCAAUACAGCGAUUUUCAUCUCAGUAUAAUUAUAUUAAAUACGGAGAUGCUGCUGGAGGGGUCAAAAAACCCAGGAAUGAUUUACCAAAUAUAAAUGAAUGUGUAAUGAAAAACAUUUCGUUGUGCAACGACACAAUUUUCAUGUUCUACAUUGGUUCAUAUUUUUGCGGGUUUGAUAAAGUUUGUUCGAUCAGAUCCCGCGACAGAGUCGAAUUAGCAAAGAAACAUAUCGAUGAGAAUUAUUUUGUGAUUGGAUUAACAGAAGAAUUUGAAAAUACUAUAAAAUUACUGGAAAAAAUGCUUCCAAGUUUUUUUAAAGGAGUUACAAGGUUAUGGAAUAAACAAAUGAAAAUGUGGAAGUCCAUGACAACGACAAAACGAAGAGAAACUUUGACCGAAGAAUCAAUUGCAAAAUUAAAAAAUAGUUAUUUUCUGGAUGAAUAUGAAGUUUAUAAUCAUGGUCGAAAAAAAUUUGAGCGACUUAAAAACGAAUUUGGCAUUCAAUGA